Molecule: messenger RNA, 1013 nt
Organism: Galleria mellonella (greater wax moth)
Lineage: Eukaryota; Metazoa; Arthropoda; Insecta; Lepidoptera; Pyralidae
Exons: 1
Coding region: 102-998 (298 amino acids)
Source: RefSeq, a predicted model, not a curated record
CAUAUGCAUUUUAAAAUAAUUUGGAAAAAUGUUUAUCAAUCGCAUGCGCGUGUUCACGGGCGUUAGAUGUGUUUUUUGAUACGCGAAAUAUUUCCGCAAAAAUGUCGUGUACCGUGAAAUGUGCUACCUGUAAUAUUGUAAUUGAUGAGCUUCUAUCUUACAUACAGAACAAAAUAUCGAUAGCUGAUGAAGAAAGCUUAGUAAAAAUUUGUGCAUUAUCGUUUACAAGUGAACAAGUUCAAAAGUCACAUACGUUACUAUUUGAAUCAGUGUCUUCAGAGUUACGAAGAAUCGCACGUAAAGGAAAAGGAAGGGGAGAUCGUCUGUUGUACGACAUACUCAGCUUCUUCAAAGUCACAGAUCCUGAUAUGCUGCCUAUAUUUGUUGCUCGUGACCUUGAAAAACUGCCACCUAUCACCUGGGAUCAUUUGGACGUAUCUAAAGUCCUGAAAGAUCUAUUGAUUGUACAGUCUGAAAUUAAAACAAUUAAAUCAUCGUAUGCAACUGUUAAGCAGCUAGAGAAAGUUAAAAAGGAGUGCUAUAAUUUAAAAACCGUUUCGCCACCAUUCUCUGCUGCUAAGAUUAACAUAAAAAGAGGUGCUUAUCGUGACAGCGGCCCUAUAGCUCUAUCGGUUAUGGAUGAGUCUACUAUAAGUAAUCAUGAAGAUGAAUCCAGUGGUGAAAUGUCUUCUACACGGGAUCAUAAUUUACAUUAUAGAAAUAUAAAUAUAAACACAAAUUAUCCGGAGGGUAGUAGUGAUACACUUAUCGAUGCAACGUUCCAUCAAACGUUUGAAACUGAAAAUAGCCGUGUAACCGACAAUACGAAACGCGAUGAGUCAUUGUUGACAUGUAACCGGCAGUCCACGCAGCCAACGGUCGGCAAAGUAGGUACAACACUUGUUAAAUCUUAUGCAGGUGCCGUAAGGUCUAAUAAUGAAUGGACAAUCGUCGAGAAGAAAAGAAAAAAAAAAAUAGACGCAUUGAAAGAAAAUUAGGGACAGUUGUAAUCG